Manihot esculenta (cassava) is the source of this 575-nucleotide messenger RNA. Its product is annotated as mitochondrial import inner membrane translocase subunit Tim13-like. The record is from RefSeq and is a predicted model, not a curated record. The coding region runs from base 175 to 441 and encodes 88 amino acids. The transcript has 3 exons. Lineage: Eukaryota; Viridiplantae; Streptophyta; Magnoliopsida; Malpighiales; Euphorbiaceae.
GUUUUUGGAUUUUUAGCCCACAUCCACUGUUGAGUCUUCAGAAUGACUUCUCUAGGCACAAAACAUCUUUAGGGCGAUGGCCUUCCAUGGGCCUAUUCUGAGUCCAUAGGGCCAAGAGGCGGGAUUGUUUAAGAUCAGUAUCGGAUACCGUCGAGAGAAGAGCAAGAAGCAGUAAUGGAUUCUUUUUCAUCACCAUCAGUUGGAUCAGGAUCCUCUAAUUUUUCGUCUUCGGAACUCAUGGACCAGGUGAAGACUCAGCUCGCCCAGGCUUAUGCCCAGGAGUUCCUCGAGACUGUUAGGGGGAAAUGUUUUGAGAAGUGCAUUACAAAACCAAGUUCAAGCCUGAGCGGUAGUGAAAGUAGCUGUAUCUCCAGGUGCGUGGACCGUUACAUAGAGGCUACUGGGAUCAUUAGCAGAGCACUUUUCAGUGCACCACACUGAAUUUAGUAGAAGAAUGUUCCAGAUUCAGAGAUUUUGCUUUCGUAGUUGUAUCAAUCUCUUAUUUUACAAUGUAACAAAUAUUUUUCUUCACAUUGAGUACUAAUUUAUGUUCAGCCAUGCAAAAUUAUGUUGCC